AUGUCGCAUAGUAAUCCACCGUUGGUGAAUGAGUCCUUUGUGACUGUUGGGAGUGCGGUGGGGGCGGACGUCAUUUCACUCCCGGAGGAUGUUUCCACGUGGCAGAUCCUCAAGAGUUUCUUCAUCACCGGCGCCCCACUCACAGUGGCCACCAUCUCGCAGUUCUCCAUCGUGACGGUUCUUCUCUCCGUCGUCGGCAAAACUUUAGGGGUCGACGAACUCGGCGGGGCAACACUCGCACUCGGUCUUAUUAACGCCACCGCAUUUGCAUUCGCCGCCGGUUCCUGCGGGGCUCUCGAAACGGUACUUUCACACACUUAUGGUAUUAAUCAAGCUCAAACAGGGGGAAGAGGGACUAUGUACAUGUACGGUACCUAUACACAACGUAUGUUGAUCAUUUUGCUUAUUCUUACUAUUCCAUUAGGGAUUAUAUUAAUAUAUGCAGAUGUAUUUUUGGAAUAUAUUGGACAAAGUCCAGAAGUUGUUCACUUUACUGGACGAUUUUGCCGUGUUGCCGCAUUUGGUAUUCCAAGUAUACAAGCUUUUCAAGUAUUGGGUCGUUAUUAUGCUUGUCAACAUGCCACUACACCUCUUUCAGUGGCAUCUGUUGUUGCAUCUUUAAUGAAUCCUCUUUUGCAAGUAGCAUUUAUUAAAUUAUUUGGAUUUGAUGGUUCCCCUGUGGCAUGGUUAUUUCUAUUUACUGGAAUUGAUUGUGGUUUGAUUGCGUAUGCCUAUUACUCUGGUCUUUACAAACAAACAUGGGCUGGAUGGGAUGCGAACGCAUUUCGAAAUAUUGGACAACUAGUUAAACUUGCUAUUCCUUCUAUGGCGAUGAUGUUAAGUGAAUGGGUUGCUAUUGAGGUGAUUUGUAUUUGUGCGGGGUUUGCUCAACCAUUUGAAUUAGCAGCUUUUUCUAUUACAAUGCAAGUAUUUGGUAUAUCAUGGGGUAUUGCUUCUGGAAUAAUGAUACUGGUUACAGUUUUUAUUGGAAACGCUAUUGGAGAAGGUAAACCAGUAUUAGGUAAACGUAUUGCUAAGACUGCUAUAGUAUUAGUUUUUGCUAUUGCACUCUUUGAUGUUACCCUAUGGUGGUCUUUGGAAGAUCAUAUUCCUAGUUUAUUUACAGAUGAUGAAAGAGUGGGUGGAGUAUAUCGAAGACUUAUGCGUAUUGUGCUUCCUUAUCAUAUAUUUGACACCUUUCAAAGUACUGUUAUGGGUAUAUUACGUGGGUGUGGAUUACAAAAAAUCGGUGCUCUUGUUAUUACUACAGCGUUAUGCAUAGUGGGUUUACCAGUUGCAUUUAUUCUCUUUUUUCGUGUUAAAUAUGGAAUUGAGUCUUUAUGGAUAGGACCUUUUUCUGGUGUAGCCUUAGUGGGAACACCCUCUUACAUUUACUUACUUUUCUGGUACAUUGAUUGGCCUAACUUGCGUCCACAUGAGGAAGGUACACAGUCAUUUGAAGAGGAUAGCUAUUCACCGCGGCGAGUGAGUGUUGAAGGGAUGGAGGUGGUGGUGGAAGUGGAGGAGGAAAAUAAUCAUUCAAGGGGAGUUCCCACUAAUGGUGAUAAUAAUAAUAAUAAUAAUAAUAAUAAUAAUAAUAAU
This is a messenger RNA of Trypanosoma theileri, 1602 nucleotides long. RefSeq names its product putative membrane transporter protein. Gene Ontology annotation, molecular function: xenobiotic transmembrane transporter activity; antiporter activity. Gene Ontology annotation, biological process: transmembrane transport. The annotation marks the transcript as partial. Gene Ontology annotation, cellular component: membrane. Lineage: Eukaryota; Euglenozoa; Kinetoplastea; Trypanosomatida; Trypanosomatidae. The transcript has a single exon. The record is from RefSeq and is a predicted model, not a curated record.